Molecule: messenger RNA, 552 nt
Organism: Necator americanus (New World hookworm)
Lineage: Eukaryota; Metazoa; Nematoda; Chromadorea; Rhabditida; Ancylostomatidae
Exons: 4
Coding region: 1-552 (183 amino acids)
Source: RefSeq, a predicted model, not a curated record
AUGGUCCGAUCCCGUAUAGAACUUUGGCACAACAGCGACAUCCGUCAACCAGAACCUUUUGCUGACGAUGAUGUGGUUUCAUUACUGUACAUUCCACUGGGUGACAUCCCUGUUCAUUCCACUGUAGGCCGUCCAUACAGAAAGCUUCAACUUCUUCUUUUCCGUAGCUUGAUGUUGGAGUGUGUGAAGAUAGUUAAACCUAGCAUUGAACCACAUCUUCUCAUCCGCCGACGUCCGAUUCGGGUCAUGUCUAAUCGCAAUUUUCGUCAAAUUUACUUCUACGAGUUCAAACUAAGCCGGACUGCCGCUCAAACCGCUCGAAAUGUCAACGAAGUAUGGGGCCAGGGAAGUAUCAACGAAUGCAUAGUCAACGACAUCCUAGUCUAUCACUGGGGUUAUGAAUACAAGAAAGAAGAAUUCUGCGAGUUGUGCCGUUUGACUUAUACAGACGCUUCCUCAGAAACCAAAGGUCGAAAGAAAGAAGACGUCAGAAGCGAUCGUACGUGUUCCGUUUGUCAUGUGGAUGAAGUGAGCACACCGCUUGAAGUCUGA